Molecule: messenger RNA, 1328 nt
Organism: Symphalangus syndactylus (siamang)
Lineage: Eukaryota; Metazoa; Chordata; Mammalia; Primates; Hylobatidae
Product: UL16-binding protein 2-like
Biological process (GO): immune response; positive regulation of T cell mediated cytotoxicity; antigen processing and presentation of endogenous peptide antigen via MHC class Ib
Cellular component (GO): external side of plasma membrane
Source: RefSeq, a predicted model, not a curated record
CGCCCAUAUAUAAGCCGACUUUUCAACCUUGAAGUGAUUCAUCUUCCAGGCUCCCCUUCGAUCAAGUCUCUCGUCCCCAGCGCCCUGGGUCCCCAAUGGCAGCGGCCGCCGCUACCAAGAUCCUUCUGUGCCUCCCGCUUCUGCUCCUGCCGUCCCGCUGCUCCCGGGAUGGGCGAGCCGACCCUCACUCUCUUUGCUAUGAUAUCACCAUCAUCCCUAAAUUCAGACCUGGAUCAUGGUGGUGUGCGGUUCAAGGCCAGGUGGAUAAAAUGAUUGUUCUUCGCUAUGACUGUGGCAACAAGACAGUCACACUCGUCAGUCCCCUGGAUAAUCAACUAAAUGUCACAAAGGCCCGGAACGCACAGAACUCAGUACUGAGACAGGUGAUGGACAUACUUGCAGAGCAACUGUGUGACAUUCAGCUGGAGAAUUACACAUGCGAGAAAUCCCUCAUCCUGCAGGUCAGGAUAUGUUGUGAGCAGAAAGCCGAAGGACACAGCAGUGGAUGUGGACAGUUCAGUUUCGAUGAACAGAUCUUCCUCCUCUUUGACUCAGAAAACGGAACGCAGACAACCGUUCAUCCUGGAGCCAGAAAUAUGAAAGAAGAGUGGGAGAAUGAGAAGAAUGUGACCAAGUUCUCCCAUUGCAUCUCAAUAAGACCCUGCACAGGUAGGCCUGACGACUUCUUGAAGGGCACCGACAGCCCCCUGGAGCCAAGUGCAAGAGCACCACCCACCAUGUCCUCAGGCACAAUCCAACUCAGGGCCACGGCCACCACCCUUAUCCUUUGCUGCCUCCUCAUCAUCCUCCGCUGGUUCAUCCUAGCUGGCAUCUGAGGAGAGUCCUUUAGAGUGACAGGUUAAAGAUGAUACCAAAAAGCCCCUGUGAGCACGGUCUUGAUGAAACUCACCCUUCUGGCUGGCCACCUGCCCACCACCUACUGUGUAUGUCCAGCGGCCUCCAGCAGAUCAUGAUGACAUCAUGGACCCAAUAGCUCAUUCACUGCCUUGAUUCCUUUUGCCAACAAUUUUACCAGCAGUUAUUCCUAACAUAUUAUGCUAUUUUCUCUUGGUGCUACCUGAUGGAAUCCUGCACUUAAAGUUCUGGCUGACUAAACAAGAUAUGUCAACAUUUUCUUUCUUCUGUUUUUGUUUGGAAAAUCCACUACUUUGAAUGAUGAUCUCUUUCUUGCAAAUGAUAUUGUCAGUAAAAUAAUCACAUUAGACUUCAGACCUCCGGGGAUUCUUUCCAUGUCCUGAAAGAGAAUUGUUUAAUUAUUUAAUAAGAAAAAAAUUUAUAUUAAUGAUUGUUUCCUUUAGUAAUUUAUU